UACAAAUUGUAAACAGCGCCAUUGUUUUGCUAACGUUAGCUCCGGCUAUCGAAGUGGCGCAAUAGCUGUAUCACCAGUUGUUAAAUGAAUAUAUUCUUUCAUAAAACGUGAUUUUAGACAACGAAAAUCAAAAUAAACCGGAUUAAGACGGCUAUUAAACAACAUGGGACGUACUUUACUGUUGACGUCGGUUUUAACGUCGUGAACACUUGACAAGCUAACGUUCAGUAAAUGGUUGACAGUAACAGUUAGCUAAUACACAAAUGGAGACAAAGUACCCUACCUUGAAGAGACCAAAGAGGAAACUCUGCUACCUAACUAACUCGGACAGUCCAUCCAAAAAAUGGACAGGGACUCUGACUUUGGGAGACGUUGAUAAAUUGUUUGACGACUUGGAUUCACCUUCAGUUGAUGAUGUUGACCUAGGCCCCCCGUCUCCUCUACUCCAGAGCUCUGAUAAUGAGGCAAACCAGAGUGAAAAAAGUGUUUCGCCCAUCCCCCUGGAGGGAAAAACACAUGAAAAUCCUCCUGAAUGCCACAGGGGUCCUAAAAGAGACAUCUUGCACACCACAACAAGGUCACCCAGUCUAAAUCUAGAAGUUGAUUUGGACCUUCAAUUAAAAAAGUAUGUGCCAUUGAAGACAUCCAGCCCUAUUGAAGAGAACAUGGCUGCAGAACAUGCAGCAGGGCAGGACAACGAAAACCACAGAAAUGUUUCCCCAAUUCUGUUUGCCUGUGAAGAUGAGAGGAAAGACGAGGCAAAGAGAGAGCCUCCAUCCAGUCAAAAACCACAAGGCAAUGGGCAUGUCGCAAAAGAGAGUGAUGACUUCGAUCUGGAGUCUCCUCCAAAUAGGAUUGCUUUAAGCAAACCAAGGACGCCCAGUCACAAAAAAGAGGUGGAGAGACAGUGUAAAGAAAGUCAUACAGUCAGAGUGAACACCCCCAAGAAUCCCAAUCCAGUAGGUUUGAAUAAUAACAAAAAAACACAAAGGCAAGAAAAGGCAGAUCUACCCGUGUCACAAGUGCAGCAGGACCCUGAACCCCCUGCUCACAACAAAAAGUCAGAAAAUGUUCAGAAGGCGCCUAUAGUGGAAGGUUCCACACGUGUUGGGAAAGAUAUGACGACUUUUCUUCAAAAGCUCAAAGAAGCUGGACUUUCCAAACCUGCGUGUUCCAGGAAGUCUCAGAUGCCGGUAAAAGCACCCACCCCUCCUCCUGAGCCAGAGGAUGAUUUCUUGAUUCUGGAGGAUGAACCUCCUCUCUUUAUUUUCAUCCCAACUAAAAACAGCACCAGUAAGAGACAGAGCAGAACAUCUAGCACCGACAAAGACAGCUCAACAGACAAGGGCACAAAGGAGAGCAAACAGAAUGAACUGGAAAUGGAACAGGCAAAGCGCAAACAGGUCGACCAGACUGCCAAUCAGAAAUCAAAGAAGAAAAAACGGAAAGAGAAGAAGAGUGAGGAGCCUGAACCUGGAAAUGAUGUUGCUGAACUGGACCCUCCUGCAGUUAACUUAAUGGAGCAAGAGGAACAGAACAAAAAGAAACCACAGCUCAAGAGGGUUCCCCCUAAAGAAAGUGACGAAACAGAGGAACUGCAGAAAGACAGCAGGGAGACAGGUGGAGAAAACGAAUCUCUGAAAAUAGAGAAGAAAGCUCAGAAGUCCUCUGAGAUCAAGACUGAUCAGUUUUUAAAAAUUGUAAAAGAAAAUGCCAAGACAGGCAAGGCUAAGCCAACAAAGGGAGGGAGAAAAGCCAGACAGGAGCCUAAAGAAGUAAAGGAAACUAUGUGUACUGAGAUUAUAAAGGAACGAAGCCAGGAGCCUGAAAAUCUUGCUGACCCCGGCCUUCAAUCAGACAGAGAAACUGAAGCACAAACAGAAAAAGAUUCAACCAAUGGAAAGGACGAACAGAACCAACAGCCUCUCCUGUCUGAUGGGACUCCACCAGAAGCAGAUCAGGUUCUUGGGAAAAGGAAAAGGAAGCAGACUGGACAGUGGUGGAUGAAUAACACAGAACAUACACAAACUACAGACAACCAGCCCACUGACAAGAAGCAGCUAAAGAAAAACAAGGAGCGCGUUGCGGCAUCACGUUCACCUGUGAAGGCUAAGAAGGAAAAAGUGUCCAAGAAAAAGAGCCAGACAGAGACCAAGCCUUCAUUUCAUCAGGAAACAAACAAAGUUCAAGAAAAAAAAGCUAAACAGAGUAAAAGGAGAAAUAAAGGAGGAGAGACACCAGACAGGAAGAAAACAACAGAUGAGUUGUUAGAUAAGACUGAAACAGAGAGGGUGGAAGAGCUGGAGCAGCAGGCUGAGAUCCCAGACAGCAACGCAGCCGUCUCAGAAGAAUCAUCUAGUCCUUUGGACCUUUCGCACAGACACCACAGCCUCAGCACAGGUGAUCAGGUUUUUCAAAGAGUGUACCAUCACGUCUCUGCUGACAAACAGCCCAUCACACCAGUGCCUGCCUCUCCCAUAGGGCAGAGGGAUCAACUCAGAGAAGCAGAGUCACAGAAACGGAGGAGGAAACCUCCUGGUAAUUGGUGGGCAGCUGAUGGCAAGACACAGGAAGUAGAAAACAUCUCACAACCUCAGCAGAAGGCCAAAGCUCAGAAGGAAAGAAAGAAGCAGAGCAAACAGAGUAGGCCUUCUAAACUGGGGACUCCUAAAAAUGGCAAUGUUGCAGCCUCAUCUAAACCACAAGAGGGAGCUAGUGUUCCUCCUCUGACGGUGAAGCCUCUGUCCGCUCCAAAGACUGUCAAGCGCUCUCUGGCCACGUUUAAAGACAUUUUCACUUCAGCUGCAGAGACCCCAGUUGUGCUGAGCUGCAGAGGAGCAGGUCAGAAAAAAACACCUAUAGUCACUGUGACAGAUCGUUCAGCACAUGAGAAAAGUGUAGAAGGUAUUCUCUGUGUGGACGCUGUCGAGUCCAACAGCCCUCCAAACCAAGACCCCCCACUGGACAGCAAGUAUAAGUCAGAGGAAAAUUCAAUAACCUUCAGAAGUGGCCCGCGUUCUUUGAUUGAGCUUCAGGAAUACGAGGACGACAAUUUAACUCUGCCGUCAUCCAGCAUCCAUAGUCCCCUCUCUGCAUCAGAUCUGUGUGCUCCUCCUCUGAAACCGCUCAUCCUACAGCCGCAGGACGAGGCCAACCUGACAGAGUGGUUUAAGAGUCUGUGGUCUGCCUCAGUCAAUAAAGCUUCUGAAGUGACUCCAGAUCAGUUCGACUGGUAUUUCUAUCAGGGCCGAGCACUCGGCUUCAUGGUGGAUUGGAACUCUGGAACCAUCUGUAACGGGAAAAUCCUGCUGGGCUCCUACAUGAAGAAACCUCUGUGGGUGGAUCACAACGCCACAGCAGUUUUUAACUUACUAACAAGCUCAGUGAGCGUAACCAUCAAUGGCAGCGAGUCCCACUUCAAUCCAGGACAGUCCUUCAUGGUGCCAUGUGGUCAGGCUUACAGCAUCAAAAACAUCAGCGCACAGCCUGCUGUUCUCUACUUCACCAGGAUAUUAGCAGAAAGUUUGGACUGAAUAAGCAGCCUCAUGUUUCUUUUAUCCCUCAAUCUCUGAAUAUGUAUAAAAGACUGGGUAUGUUUCACAUAAUUUAAAUGGAUCUUCUCUCUUUGUUAGAACAUGAAGUGUAAAUAUCAGAUCUUUGUUUUUAAAACUUAGUUGACCGUAAGUCCUGAUUCCAGUGAUAAAAUUUUUGAUAAAACAAAAAAAUGAAAAGUUGUAAAUAAA
Molecule: messenger RNA, 3743 nt
Organism: Cheilinus undulatus (humphead wrasse)
Lineage: Eukaryota; Metazoa; Chordata; Actinopteri; Labriformes; Labridae
Product: inner centromere protein
Exons: 17
Coding region: 264-3533 (1089 amino acids)
Source: RefSeq, a predicted model, not a curated record